AUUCCACGGAAUCUCUCCCAGCUGUCCUGUUUUUCCUUCCAUGGAUCCCCCUCGCUAGCUGAGCCCGCUGGUGCUCGCGGUCGCGGGUGGUGAGCGCGGCCUCGCCGGCGGCGCAGCGGCGAUGGACCUCCCGUGGCUGGAUCUGCCCUUCACCUUCCUGACGCUGCUCCUUGCCACCCGCCUCGCCUACGACUACUAUGGCGACGUCGCCGCCGCCUUCGCCGGCGGCUUCUCGAUCCAGGUCUUCCUCUUCUACUGCUUCGCGCGCUGGUACCGCUACGCCAUCGCCGGCCGCGCCGCCGCCGCCGCUGGGGCCCGCGACGACCCGUCGCCGUCGGCGCGGCCGCCGCCGCAGCAGGAGGAGGACGCGGACGCCCCGCCCGUCCUGACACCGCUGCUGGGGUCGCCGGACGGCGCGCGGCCGUCGACGCUGGCCAACCGUUGCUUCGCCGUCGUGUUCAUGGUCUUCGUGCCGCUGGUCAUCGUCGUCUUCGAGCGGAGCCAGGCCGACGUCGUGGCCUACGCGCUCUGCCUCGCCAACAUCAUCGUCAUGGUCGUCUGGCUCUCGCCGGACACCGGGUCAACGGUCUCGGCCGCCAAGUCGCUCCUGCGUCUCAGCGACGACGAGGAUGAAGGCAGCGGGGGCAGCUCCGGCGCAGAGGACAAGUGCUGCGUCUGCCUCGCCGGCAUGCGGGAGGACCAGGCGCUUCGGGCGCUGCCGCGGUGCGGCCACAGCUUCCACGACAAGUGCAUCGGCAAGUGGCUCAAGGCGCACCCAACGUGCCCUGUGUGCCGGGCCACCGCCGUGCCGCCGCCGCUCCACAGCGGGGGCGGCGAUCCGCUAGAUGACGAUAUUAGCCCCGUCUAGCUAGCUUCCCCUCAGUGAUUCAUCCAUCUUAUCUUAUCUAACGAAUUUGUGGACAUUUGUUGGGAAAUUUGGUGAAAACCUGUAUAGUAAUCCAAAACGUUGUCAAGCUCAAUUCAACAUGUCAGUAGUGAUUUGUACAUACGGUCCCGUUUGUGCACUCUGAGAAAAGCAAAGCCAUGUCUCUCUUGCUUCAUGACAAUC
Molecule: messenger RNA, 1069 nt
Organism: Zea mays
Lineage: Eukaryota; Viridiplantae; Streptophyta; Magnoliopsida; Poales; Poaceae
Product: Putative RING zinc finger domain superfamily protein
Exons: 1
Coding region: 122-868 (248 amino acids)
Source: RefSeq, marked validated